CGCGUGGGUUCAAAUGCUCUACUCUCUACUCUCUCUCUUCCAAAGCUUAAUCUUCUCUAUGUUAGUGACUUAGUGUUCCCUUUCUUCCAUUCCCAGUUUCUUUUUUCUAUAUAAAAAGUUCCAUUUUCAAUUUCGUUAUUUCCGAUUCAACUUACUUCUCGAGAAAAUAAAUUGAAGAAUUUUUUCGACGGUUCCCAAAAAUUGAAGGAAUGUUGAAUCAAGAAGUUGAAAAGAGCUGGAUAUAGGGUAUGCAAGGAUCAAUCUGAUACGUGCGUGUCCGGCCAUUUCACAUUUUCGAAAAAGAUUUAUUGUACGCUGUUAUCAUGAGUUUUCUCUGUUUGCCCUCAUCUUUCUUAUUCCCAUCAACCUGCCAACAGCCUCUACUUUCUAAUGGAUUAAGACUCAAUUCGAAUUACCUUUCUCAGUCUUUUCAUAGCCGAUGUGUCUGUCCUGUUCCUUUUGUUAGAUUUUCAUCUAAGUUUCAUGGAUCAAAUAUUCGUCAUUCAUUUGUCUGUGCUGCGACUGCACCAGAAGAAGAAGGGGUGGUUGCUGUGAUGAAUUUUGAUGAGCUAGCUGAGAAAGAUUGGUCGUUUCUUGAAUCUGAUUCUGAUAGCACAGUUUCUAAGGAAGAAUAUGCCAAAAGGACUGACCAAAUCAUCUCUGCUGGAAAUGUUGUGGCGACCUCAAAGGUCCUGGUUUCUCUAGGUUCAGAUGAAUUUGUUGAUCGGUUGAUUGACUCGUCUCCAUGCCAACUUUUGCUCAUUGUUCACGAGUCCCUUCUAUCACUUGCAUGUAUAAAAGAGAGGCAUGACAAAGUUAAGUGUUGGCAAGGAGAACUAAUUUUUGUACCUGAAAAGUGGGCACCCUUGGAUGUUGUUUUCUUGUAUUUCUUGCCGGGUUUGCCUUUCACACUUGAAGAGAUCUUCAAAGCACUUGCCGUUCGCUGUUCACCAGGUGCAAGGAUAGUAAUUAGCCAUCUCCAAGGCAGGCAGGCUUUGGAGCAGCAGCGGCAGCAAUACCAUGAUAUCAUUGUUUCCGACUUACCAGAUAAGAUCACUUUGGAGAAGGUUGCAUCUGAUAAUUCAUUUGUGAUGAAGGAAUUUGUUGAUGAUCCAAGCUUUUACCUCACAGUCUUGGAGUUCAAGACAUGAAUAUUUUGUCCUUUUUUGUGACGGAGGAUUAUGCUGAAGCUUUUACAUGGCAGUUUUGGAGUUCACGCCAUGAAUUCAAUGAGUGAAGUGCAAAGCAUGAAAGCUUUACCAUUGCUAAAUAUGGAUAUUGCGAUUUAUAUAUAUUACUUUAAUUUAUGCA
Messenger RNA from Beta vulgaris subsp. vulgaris (sugar beet), 1311 nucleotides. RefSeq lists its product as hypothetical. Bases 324 to 1151 code for a protein of 275 amino acids. Lineage: Eukaryota; Viridiplantae; Streptophyta; Magnoliopsida; Caryophyllales; Amaranthaceae. The transcript is spliced from 3 exons. The record is from RefSeq and is a predicted model, not a curated record.